AUGUUAUCACUAUUUACAUACGCGCACUCUAUCAUAAAAAUACACGUUGUGCUCAUGAAUCAUUUGAUCAUUUUACCUUGCCAUUCUGUUUGGUCAGGUGGCCCAUCCAAAGGGGAACAGAGAGACGAGUGGCAUUUAGCACCGUUCCAAUAUGAGGGCAAUGACCACCUAUGCUUUAUUGAUCACGUAUCUAAAAGUAUCAAAGAAUUAAAGAAUGAUCCACAUGCUGUUUUAGUUAUAUCUGGGGGUCAAACAAAAAAGGAUGCGGGUCCCCAAUCAGAAGCAUACUCAUAUUAUCAACUUGCAAAAGCUUUGUAUGGUGAUGACCCAGUUUUCGAUAGAAUUUGCCUUGAAGAAUUUGCGAGAGACUCAUUCGAGAACGUGAUUUUUCUGAUCUGCAGAUUCUUCGAAAUAAAGGAGACUUAUCCAGAACGGAUUAGUGUAGUCGGCUUUCAAUUUAAACACGAGAGGUUUGUUAAUCAUCAUUUACAGGAGGCCCUUCAAUUCCCUGUGGAAAAGGUUAAUUAUAUUGGCAACUCGCCUAAUCCUGAAUUCGAUGAUUCGAAGCGUGCACGAUAUUUCGCUGACUUGAUGGCCAGUGAAAAGAAGCAUGCCCUCUCUCACUUUCAAAAAGAUUGGUACGGUAUUUCCCAUCCAUUGUUAGACAAGAAAAAACAAAGGAACCCAUUCAAAAGGACACACGGAUAUUAUGCUAGUAACAAACAGCUCCAGCGGUUGUUAGAGCAUAUAUCUGAUGAAGGAAGUGAUUUGGAGAGUAUAGAGAUUAGGAGUCUAGUCAAUUUCCCUUGGACUCAAAAAUAG
This is a messenger RNA of Clavispora lusitaniae ATCC 42720, 822 nucleotides long. The record is from RefSeq and is a predicted model, not a curated record. NCBI's taxonomy places the organism in Eukaryota, Fungi, Ascomycota, Pichiomycetes, Serinales, Metschnikowiaceae.